This is a messenger RNA of Caenorhabditis bovis, 957 nucleotides long. The record is from the annotation of a GenBank genome assembly. NCBI's taxonomy places the organism in Eukaryota, Metazoa, Nematoda, Chromadorea, Rhabditida, Rhabditidae.
AUGUCCGCUAUUCCAUGCACGUCGCUUUCCAAUGGUGUUCAGAUGCCGAUGAUCGGCUUAGGGACCACACAUUCCGGCGGCUAUUAUCAUGACGCGGUUCUGCACGCCAUCAACAAGUGCAACUAUCGGCUCAUCGACACCGCGAAACGGUAUGGUGUUGAGAAGCAGCUCGGCAUUGCAAUUCAGAUGUCGCAAGUCGAUCGCGACGCGAUGUUCAUCUGCACCAAAUUGUGGCCGGUGGAUUGCGGCGACGGUGUGCUUGACGCGUUUCGCGCGUCGUGCGAGAAACUGCGCACCGACUAUCUCGAUCUCUACAUGGUCCAUAUGCCGCAACUGCCCGAAUGGGUUCGGAAUCCGAAGGAGACGCGCGAGGACACGUGGCGACAAAUGGAGCUCCUCUAUGAGGAGGACCAUGUGCGCUCGAUUGGCGUCAGCAACUACAACGCCGACGAUUUGGAGGAGCUCGCCGAGUACGCCAGCGUCAUGCCGCAUGUCAAUCAAAUCGAAUUCCAUCCGUGGUUCCAUCAGCAGGACUUGAAAAAUUAUUGCGAUUCGAUGGGAAUUUUGACGAUGGGCUAUUGUCCGCUGGCGAAAGGCAAAUAUCUGGACGACGAGCAAUUGUGCAAAAUCGCCAAGCGAUACGGCAAAACGCCGGCGCAGGUGUGCCUCCGCUGGAGUGUUCAGCACGGUGUUCCGGCGGUGCCGAAGAGCACCGAUUAUCGGCGGCUCGCCGAGAACACGCAGGUAUUCGAUUUCGAGCUCGCCGAUGAUGACAUGAGUGUGCUGAAUGCGAUGACGUCGAAAGACCACAAGAUUGUCGACCUCUCGAAUAUUUGCUCAAAAAUGUCGUUGCCCGACGGUUAUAAGCUUCAAGGAAGGGUUUUUGGUGUGCCUGAUGAGAACGAAGCGGAUCGGGCCGCACUUCAAUCAGUUCCAAGAUUGAUUCGGAAGGAUUAA